AUGACCGUUGGAGGUCUAACGACUCUUUCUGAGCACCCCUACCAAAGGUUGACACUUGGCUUGCAGCCAUUGGUAGAUUCCCUGAAGUUCAAUUAUGUGGCUCCUACUCAAGAGUUGAAUGGUGGUGUCAUACCUCGGCCAAGAAAAGAGUGGACGAAGGAUCAUGUUCUAGCUAAUGCUCUCAACCGGAAGGGUAUUUGUAUGAUCUUUUCUUCUUUGUGUAGGGAAGAGAAAGGAAGAGUUCAACAUUGCACAACGGCUCAUGAUAUGUGGAAGAUUCUUGAGAACUCCCAUGAAGGAACGGUUCAAGUCAAGAACAAGAAGGUUGAACUUCUUAUUGGAGAAUAUGAAGGGUUCAAGAACAAGCCAAACGAGACCGUCAUCGAAACUACCAAUAGACUCUUUGGCAUUACCACUAAUCUCAAAAAGCUUGGUAAGCACUAUACUCUUGGUGAAAUCAAUGGCAAAAUUCUUCGUUCAUUGCCUCUCCUUGAUUGGCAACCGAAGAUAACCGCGAUUGAGGAAUCCCAUGACAUAAGGAAUUUGAGAACCGAUGAGCUUAUUGGAAACUUGCUUCUUCAUGAGAUGACCUACAUGAAAGAAAUUAAAAAAUUGAAGAAGUCUCAAGAAGAGAAAACUAAGGGAAUUGCUUUGAAGGCUAAAGAAAUUGAAAGUAAGGUUGAAGAGGAGCUUAAUGCAAGUGAUGAAGAAGAUGAUGAAGAUAUGGUGCUAUUGUAUAAGAAAGUAAGGGAAUGGAGGACAAGGAAGAAGUCUCAAGCUCAAAAAUAUGAGCAAAAGGGUGAGUCCUCAAACUACAAGAGAUCAUCCAACUCCAAGAAAGAGACUCCUACUCCUAGAAGAGAUGUCACUUGUUAUGGUUGUGGCAAACCGGGUCAUACUAGACCGGAAUGUCGACAAGGGCAAAAGAAAUCCUUUCAAAAGGAUAAGAAGGGAUUCAUCACCACUUGGGAUGAUGAAAGUGAUUAUCAAUCCGAUGAAGAAUGCCAAGAAGAGGCAAGAGAAAAUCUUUACUUCAUGGCUUUAGUUGAUGAGUCUCCAUCCGAGGUAAGUACUCCACCCUUUAUCUCUUGGGAUGGCAUAGGUAUAGAAUCUUAUAAUAGUACUAGUGAUAUUGUUGUUAUGAAAAAUGUUGCUAGUGCUACUAAUGUUGUCAAUAUUGAAGAUGUUUUGAUUGAUGAUUCUUUGGUUUAUGAGAUUGAUGAUGAAUGCCAUGACAUGAUAAAUGAGUUAACCAACAAAUGUAGUGACUAUCAUGCCAAAAUAAAACUUUUCAAAAAGGAAGCCUUUAAGGCUAACAAUGAGAUGCUCAAUUUGAAGAAAGAAAUUCAAGACUUAAAGCCCUCUUUAGAAUCUAUCCUUAAGCAAGAUGUCAAUAUCUUGCUUAAGGAAAAUGAAACACUAAAGAGUGAAAUUCUUUCUCUAAAUAGCUCUAUCUCAAGAUUUCACAAAGGGAAGAAAUCUUUGGACAAUCUUCUUGAUUCUUAA
This is a messenger RNA of Mercurialis annua (annual mercury), 1506 nucleotides long. RefSeq lists its product as uncharacterized. The record is from RefSeq and is a predicted model, not a curated record. Gene Ontology annotation, molecular function: nucleic acid binding; zinc ion binding. Lineage: Eukaryota; Viridiplantae; Streptophyta; Magnoliopsida; Malpighiales; Euphorbiaceae. The coding region runs from base 1 to 1506 and encodes 501 amino acids. The transcript is spliced from 2 exons.